Homalodisca vitripennis (glassy-winged sharpshooter) is the source of this 924-nucleotide messenger RNA. RefSeq lists its product as uncharacterized. Lineage: Eukaryota; Metazoa; Arthropoda; Insecta; Hemiptera; Cicadellidae. The transcript has 6 exons. The record is from RefSeq and is a predicted model, not a curated record. The coding region runs from base 179 to 751 and encodes 190 amino acids.
ACCAGCGACCAAAAAUCACCGCAGUAGCAGUUAAUAUAAUAUCAGUGAGUAAGUGUUAACACUCCUCUAUUACAAGUGAUUGCAUCUUAAUAUAAACUAUCAUAUACAAGCUGUUAAUAUCGGUUCAGGAAAACCUGAGAGCAGACAUUCGGACAGAAUACACAUCCUCUGUGGAGCCAUGGGAAGUCAUACACAGGAGAUAGUACAACUGCUGUGGUGCCUUUUACUUUUCAACAUUGACUACAUUCAUUGUGAAACACCAAAUGUCGUUAUCGUGGGUGCAGAUUGUAAUAAUAAUAAUGACUGCAAUAAAGUACUAACAUGUAUUGACCAAAAAUGUAAGUAUCCGUGUCCUGGCCCAUGCCAGGGCAAUACGACCUGCGAAGUCCACGAUCAUGUACCGUACUGUGCCUGCAAGCCUGGCUUCUCUGGCAACCCUUUCACUGGCUGUCAAGAGCAAGCGCCAACUCCUCAAAGUUGUUCUUUAUUAACAAACAGAAGACCUUCAGGAAAUAAGGUCUACAGAGUGGAAAACUUCAUAAAGGUUAACUUUUUCGCCGCAUUUCAUCACUGCAUGGCCCAUGGCGGAAGAUUGGCAUCUAUCGAGUCUGAAAAUGAUAAUACUCAGAUCAAAGCAGCAAUCAUGAAAUUAGGCAUACGGAACGGCGAAUUUUGGACAGCCGGGACUAACUUAGCGCAGGAUUACUGGUUCUGGAUGGUUUUCUGGGGAACCACUGCCACAGUACAGUGACUGGAAUCCCGGAGAGCCCAACCAUGGGCUGAAUGAGCACUGCAUAGUUUUUUACGAGUUUGAAAACAAAGGCUACAGGUGGAGUGACGAAAACUGUAUGACGAAAUUAUUCCCGAUAUGUGAAUAUUUUGAAUAGGUUUGUAUAUUUUUUUAAUAAAUUCAAUUGAAACUUC